GCAUCCUCACUCCCUCCGCCGCACCUUUGACCUCCAAUUCGGCACCGACGACCAAAUCAGCGAUCGGCACUGACAUAUCCGGCAGCGCCACAUCGCCAUGGCGUCGGGGCGGUCCUCAACUAGACGUGGGGCUGACCAGAUUGGCCGCGCGGCGAGCUCACGCGGCUGCGGAACCCCCUCCGUCUACGACAACUACGAGGCGUGGAAGAAGCGCUCCGACAUGGAGAGCGGUGGAGCUUACACUGUUGGUGAUUUUAUGACUAAAAGGGAAGAACUUCAUGUCGUGAAACAAACUACUUCAGUUGAUGAAGCUCUUGAGAGGCUGGUGGAGCAUAGGAUAACCGGCUUUCCUGUUAUCGAUGAUGACUGGAAUUUGGUAGGUAAUGCUAUUAUUUUAUUGUAGCAGGCAUAUCGUUUGUGAUAUGGAACUUGGGCUCCUAUUGAUAUUCAUAUGUAGUCAAACAUGUAUAUAGAACAGAUAUGGAAGGGACUCGAGUUUCCUUGUCAUCUAAAUGUGCAAAUCACCAUACUCUUGUAUUGGCGAUUUUAUUUUGAACUGUGCCAAAUUAUUACUCUCCCAAAAUUCUAUUUAUAAACUAGAAUAGGUA
Molecule: messenger RNA, 608 nt
Organism: Lolium rigidum
Lineage: Eukaryota; Viridiplantae; Streptophyta; Magnoliopsida; Poales; Poaceae
Product: CBS domain-containing protein CBSX1, chloroplastic-like
Exons: 3
Coding region: 98-403 (101 amino acids)
Source: RefSeq, a predicted model, not a curated record